AUGGCGCAUGAUUCAAAGUGGAAUGUCCAGGAUAAUAUAUGGCACUUUGCUGUCACAGAUCCCCAACUUCACUCCAAAGGAUUUACAGUUUAUAAAGUUACCUGCAAGACUUUCCCCAUAAGAUCACCUGAGGCAUUAACUGAAGUUGUGUGCUGGAAGAGGUACAAUGAUUUCAAAGUACUUCACAAAUCUUUGUUGGCUCUACAUAAAGCUCUUCAUAGGAGAGACCAGUUUCCUGAGUUUGCUAAGCCCAAAUUAUUCGGCCGCUUUGAUGAAAAUGUAAUAGAAGAAAGAAGGAUGAGCUCCCUUGAGCUGCUGAAUUUUGUGGCUACACAACCUCAUCUCUACAAGUCGUUAGUUUUUAAGCAGUUUUUAGAAGAAGGAAAAACUGACACAGACAUCGGCACAGAACCGUCUCUGAUGCAACCAGAACCUUCCAGCCUGGAAAGCGUGUCUGGUGAACUUGGUAGCAGUUUAAAUCCAAAAUGUCAACUGAAAUCAGAUGUCCAGCACAAUUUCAGUAGUGUAAAACCUACCUCAUUUGGAGCCAAGUUUGAGCAGGGGAAGAAAGAACAAGCAGGCCUGCAGCCUGGAAAUGGUUCUCAAAGGAAUAAUAAUGCAAAGAUGGCAGUUCUGGAGGGCACCUGGAACUUUCCUCAAGUAUCUGACAACAUCAGCCUGAGCUCAUCCACCGGAGAUGACACCAACGACACAGAUGAUGAAUCCAUAUUGGCGACCUCUUUUCCUGACACUGACCUUGCUUACUUUGACCCCAUAAAUAUUGAUACCACUAUGACUGAAGUGACUGAGAUCAGUGAAGAUACUCUACGGAGCAACAGUUGGUUACUUGAGGGUCUCAACAUUAGCUCAGUUAUGAAAUCUGACAUUGCGAAUAACUGUGUUCAAGAUGAAGAUGAGACAACCACCCCUAUCUUUGUGAAGUCUUCCAAUGACAGGACUGACACAGUCCUUAACUCAGGAUCAGUGGCUUCAUCUUCAACACUGGGGAAGCAAUCAGAUGUAGAUAAUCCUGUUACCAGCAGCAGAAAGGGGAGUUUUGGUAGUGGUAAAACCACACCAAGUAAGACAGCUGACUUAGAAGAGUUUGAUCCUCUGGGACCGACAUCCCAAAGCCCAGAUGGUGCUAAAGUAGAAUGUGGCAGAGGAGAUCUUGACUUGUCCUUGGAGGAGCAGGGAUCGAUUAGUGUUUCUUCUGAUGUAUCUAGCUGCUCACAUGGGUCUCAGAGCUCUUCCUACAUGCAGUCACAGGACAGAGUACACACAGAACAUACCAAGAAAUCUGGCAGAUCCCAGAAUGCUGGCUCUGAUAAAUCAGAAGAUUCAGAAAAGACAUCAUCGAGCAAAUCCACACCCACAAGUUUGCUGAAGAGACUGGUGUCAGGAAGUCCUGUGGCUCAGAAGCCUCAGUCUCUUGUAGACCAGAAUGUGGCAUCAUCUGAUCUUAAUGGCAAAGAAGACUACAUUUAUCUGGCAGCAAAUCACAUCAGUAUGGCCCAGAAUAGUGAAGUCAACGGAGAAUAUGAAAUUGCUUUUGCUUAUUAUAAAAGUGGUGUGGGCAUUCUUCUUCAGGGUGUUCAAGGUGACACAAAUCAGUCGAGAAGAGAUGCAGUCAGAAGAAAAACAGCACAGUACUUAAUGAAAGCAGAGGAUCUUUUUAACAGAUAUUUGGCAGAUGAAAAUGUAGAUGAACGGAGAUGGGGAGUAGACAGCUUUUUCUCGCCGUCGCUGGACCUAGAUCCUUCAUUUGCGUUUAUCAGGGGCUCUGUAAGGGAACUUCGUAACUUCCAAGUGUUGGGCUACAUUGACAAAGUAGUUUUAGUACGGGACAAGGUCACAGAUGAGACCUUUGUGAUAAAGUCAGUUCCAAAGUCCACUCCUGAUGUUGUACGCACACAAAGUAUUCUUCCAACUUCAUGCCCUUACAUGGUCAACCUACACAAGUUCUAUGAGACUGAUGAUUCCGUGUUUUUGCUUCUCCAGUAUGCCAGUGGGGGAAAACUCUGGACAUACAUUGGGGAUUACUUGAAUAGUGACAGGGGUCUCCAAGCCAAUGGAGACAUGGAUGUAAACACCAUGAAGGCUAAUGUGAGAAACAUCUAUUCUGGAGGAAAACCUGAAACGGCCAAUAAAAGCAUUAAUGAAUUAGACAGUGUAGCUGCAGAGUCAGUUGAUGUGUUUAAACAAAAGACUGAUUCACGACAAGCAGAUAGAGAUUUGAGCUUUGAAGGCGCUUCCAGAGGUAAUGUCCAGUCCGCAGAGACCAUCGAUGUGAUGAGAUUUUCAGAUCUACGAGAGAAGCAUGAAUUAUAUUCAGUAGAUGUUGUAGUCAAGGAUUCUUGCCAUGAUGAAAGCUUUGAUGCUGAAGGCAUGGUUUCUCCUGAUAUUUCAGAGAGCCAUGACAGGUUUGAUGAUUCAGAUUUGAAUGAUGUGUUUAAGCAUGCACAUAAAAAGCAGUCACGGAACCGGAGGUUUUCAAGCCUUUCUGAUGAUUGCGCACAAGCAUAUGAAGAUGAAGCUUGUGCGGUGUCACCGUCCAUCGAUGAAGACCAUUUUCAUUUUCUUCUGCAUGAAAACCGUGGAAACUUAGAAGCUUUCUCAAUCAACAGCAUCGACAGCGAGGAUACCAGUCGUAAUAGUUUAUCUUUUCAUGAGAGAACACACAGCAUAACAGAACAUUGCGAGGAUGUUAGCUCAGCCAAACAUGUCACCUCCCGCCAAAUUAGCGCUGAUGAAGUGUUUCAUCUCUCACGGAAGGAAACACUUCCUGUGAAUUUCGUAGACAAAGUCAGACAUGCAAGUACAGAUGGCGUUUUCUCACAGAAUAUUUCUAGCAGACUGGUCUCAGUUGUCAGAGAAGACUUACUUAGAUAUUCUGAAGAGCUCCCUAAGCAUUCACAGGAAAACCUGGUAGCAGAAACACUUCAAGUGAAUCCCAGAGACAAAGUUGAACAUGCAUGUACAGAUGGCGUUUUCUCACAAGAUAUUUCUAGCAGACUGGUCUCUGUUGUCAACUCAGAAGACUUAUCAAGACAUUCUGAUGAGCUCCCUAAGCAUUCACAAGAAAACCUGGUAGCAGAAACACUUCCAGUGAAUUCCAGAGAUGAAGCUGAACAUGCAUGUACAGAUGGUGUUUUCUCAGAAAAUAUUUCUAGCAGACUGGUUUCUGUUGACAACUCAGAAGACUUAACAAGACAUUCUGAUGAGCUCCCAAAGCAUUCAGAAGAAAUCUUAGUAGCAGAAAUGUAUGAUAAAAGUCAGGACAAUGACAACAUAUCCACUGUUGAGAAUCCACAGAGUUGUGCUUGUUUAGAGACCCAUUCUUGUUAUUCAGAUGACAUCAUUCAAGAAACCAGUAACUCAGUCACAAAUAAAUCCCCAGAAGAUAUCACAGCAGAAAGCUCUGUACACUCGCCGUCAUCAUCUAGAAAAGUUCCUUUCAGUCCAGCUGAGAAUGACCUGGGUAUGGAUACAUCAAUAAAUAACAUGGCUGCUACAGCUAAUAAUAUUGACGUAGAACCUGUCACUGCAAAAGAUUCUGCUGUUCAUGAAGAGUCUGAAAACCCUUUCAUUAAGAAGGAUUCAGAAAAUACAAGUGCAAAUCGUCAGUCUUCUGUAGCAGCCAGUAUUACUAGCGCCUCCUUUAGACAUGUUAGUACUCCCCGAAAGCUGUCUCUAAAUCGCAUUAGUUCAAAAGACAUGACGAGAUCUGCAUCUUUUGAGUGUGACCUGAAAUCUCCCACCCGUAAUAGAGCUAGAGCAGUAUCUGAUUUGUUUGAGCGGUUGGACUCAACAAACAAAGAGCAGAUUCAGAUUCCAGAAGCCAGCAUAAGAAAGUGGAUGGCCCAGUUGGUUACUGCUGUUUCAAGACUUCAUUCACUGGGUAUUAUAUGUAGGGAUUUGAAACCAAGUAACAUUCUAUUGGGCGAUGGUGGACAGGUGUAUUUGACCUACUUUUGCAGCUUAGGUCAUGGCGACCCAGAGCUGGACUGGGAAGCUGUACAGAAUCUUUAUGCAGCACCUGAGGUCAGCUCAGUGAGUGGUUAUGACAGGACCUGUGAUUGGUGGAGCAUUGGUGCUUUGCUUUAUGAGCUUAUAGUUGGACGGAGUCUGAUUGAGUGCCAUCCGGGAGGAAUCAACUCUCACACCUGUCUCUAUGUGCCCGCAUUUGUUUCCAGUGAAGCAAGAGGACUUCUUGAGGGGCUACUCAACCACAACCCUCACGAAAGGCUGGGAUCAGGAAUGGCAGGUUCCGAAGAAAUCAAAGCGCACCCAUUUUUCUCUGGUGUAGACUGGCAUACCCUUGAGUAUUCAUAA
Molecule: messenger RNA, 4335 nt
Organism: Candidula unifasciata
Lineage: Eukaryota; Metazoa; Mollusca; Gastropoda; Stylommatophora; Geomitridae
Source: the annotation of a GenBank genome assembly